AUGUUUCAAGAGCUAAGGGUCAAAGAAAAUGUGAAACUUGAAAAUUUCCUCAGCCACUAAAAGGAAAAAUGAUUUAUUUUAAUGGCUCUCAAAGUUGCUUAAACCCAGUAAUCUUCUAUAUACAUUAAUGUUUUACUUCUGUUUCACGGUGCAGGGAAAAACCGGUCACAGUGAAAGAAUUCAUUAUUGUGCAUGACUAAAAUAUAUUUAAUAUUUGUCCAUUAUUUUUUUCAGAUUAAGUGGGAGGGAAUGUGUGGCACAUUUUAGCACAUUUAGGUAUAAACUGGGAGUAGUCAAUGAAAUUCAGGUUUCACAAGAUGAAAGCAUGGCAGGAAGUAUCUGAUUGCUACCGAGAAACAUGUUUCAGGAAGCUAAUCUUAAAAAGAUAUAAACAGCAUGCUUAUCCAACUUGCUUGGGGGAAAGAAUGCAGUUUUAAGUUGUUUAGAUUAGUGUGUACAAAGAUACUGUUGCCAGUUGUAUCACUUUUUGAAGAGGUGUGGGUGCCAAAAAGUAAGUUUGGGAUUGUUUUAGUAUCUGUUAAUUUUUAAAUGGGGACGGGGUGGUGAUGGAGAUGGUUUUCUACUCAAAGCUGCUCCUGUUGGUAAAUGUUUCUUUUACAGACUUUGUUUAAAAAAAAAUCAUGUGUUUAAGUGAAACCAUCCAAAGGGAAAUAGGAUUAGGGAUACUGAAUUCUGUGAUUAAAGUUAAUCCUAAAAUAUAAAUAAAAUAUAGAAAGUGGCCUUCAAAAAUAAAAUACAUAAAAUCAUAGUAGCAAGCAGACCAGCGUCCUUCUUCCAACUCCCCAACCAGGGGUUUCUUUUACCGUCUUGCUCAGAUGCCUGCCUCUGAGUAGCCGUAUGGUGUUUGUGUAUGUCAUAGGCUGGGGGUUGUCACUUAAGAAUGCUCUGUCCCUGGAAUCAGUAGGUGCAGCUGCCAGUAACCUGCCUGAAGGAUGGCUGAACCCCUGUGGCUCCGGUUCCCAGCAUUAAGUGGCCUUCCUCUAGGUCAUUCCCUCAGAUUUGGUCCCGAGCCAGUGGGAAAGUAGGCUCCGAGGAAGUCAAUCAAGAGGGGAGAGCAAAGGAGAUGCUCAGAACAAAAGAAGGAUGAUGUCAGUGUCCUAGUUAGUGCCCUUCUGUAAGAAGCGGGAAAUAAGUGCUCUCUCAGAUUCUUGUUGUUGCCAUUGUUUGCUUUUUAAAACCUUUAAAAAAAAUUGUGAAGUGUAAUACACAUUUUUAACUGGCCCACUGAGAUUCUUCCCUUCUUACUCUGCUACCGUAACUGUUCUUUCUUCUGGUGAUGAUUGCAGAAGAUAACAGUUGGAGGCUUUGCUAACAGAAGAAGACAGGAAUAAAUGUUGAGAUGAAAAAAAACAACAACAACAACAAAAAUAUCAGCGAAAGAAUAAGUUUGAGACCCCUGCAAAUAAAAAACAAAACAAAACAAAAACAAUUCUGAAAUCCCAUGGGAAAAAGACAAGGUGUGAGGAGAGAAGGGGAGAAAUGAAGACAAGGCCUGGGAUCUUCCAGUCCUAUUUUGUAACGGAUUAUGACCCAACCAUCGAGGAUUCCUACACAAAGCAGUGUGUGAUAGAUGACAGAGCAGCCCGGCUAGAUAUUCUGGAUACAGCAGGACAAGAAGAGUUUGGAGCCAUGAGAGAGCAGUAUAUGAGAACUGGCGAGGGUUUCCUGUUGGUCUUUUCAGUCACAGAUCGAGGCAGUUUUGAAGAAAUCUAUAAGUUUCAAAGACAGAUUCUCAGAGUGAAGGAUCGUGAUGAGUUUCCAAUGAUUUUAAUUGGUAAUAAAGCAGAUCUGGAUCAUCAAAGACAGGUAACGCAGGAAGAAGGACAGCAGUUAGCACGACAACUUAAGGUAACAUACAUGGAGGCGUCAGCCAAGAUUAGGAUGAAUGUAGAUCAAGCUUUCCAUGAACUUGUCCGGGUUAUAAGGAAAUUUCAAGAGCAGGAAUGUCCUCCUUCACCAGAACCAACACGGAAAGAAAAAGACAAGAAAGGCUGCCAUUGUGUCAUUUUCUAAGAAUCCCUUGAAUUUUAGCUACCAACUGCCAGGAAAAGCCCUCAUCUUCUCCUUUUCUCCUUAUGGUUUACAUCACAUCACGUUGGUACCUUUUCUAGCCUUAGACAAAUGAUCACCGUGGUAGCCUUAGACUAAGAAGCUGGCUAAUCCUUUCUGUGAAGCUAAUCCUAUGGUCAUUUCAAGACAGAUUUAAAGGAAACACUAAGGCUGCUUCAAAGAUUAUCUGAUUCCUUAAAAAUAAUUGAUCUACAUACACAGACACAUUCUUUUUUAAGGGCUUACAUUUUAAUAGGGAUGAAUCCAUUUUGGAACGUAAGCUGUUUGCCAAGCCGAAGUCAUAGGUUGUGAAAUAACUUUUAACUUCUGGAAUCCUAUUGCCUGUUGUUACUCUAAAUAGAAAUGUGAGGAGUUUUUUUAAAAUGUGAAUUUUUGCCUAUCUCUAAAAAUUUUGAUGUCAGCUUCAGUUAACCUUAAAUACACUGAAUUGAAUCUGCAAAAGUGAGACAUCUCGACCUUUACUUAUGUACAGCCUUUGUUUUCCAGUGGCCAAAAUACCAAAAUGCCUAUUGUAUUUGUAGAAUAAAACUGCAUAUGAAGCCUUUAUUAAGUGCUCCAAUCCUAAAGAUGAUGAUAAUGUUCUGUGUGGCCAAAUAUUUGGACUUAUUCUGGACUUAGGCAUUUCAGUGUUCUUGGUUUUUUUAAGUUAACUCUUUUCACAGCCAUGUUGAGAGUAAAAAAUAAUUUCUAUCUUCCUUUUCAAGUAUUUCUGGAUAAGGGAUUCAAAGAAACUAAAACUGUUUUUGUUUGUAAUAUAAAAUAUGGAAUUGAUCUUUCCAGGUCAGAGAUGAUUAAUGUUUUUGCUAUAUACUUUUAUACAUUAUUUUCUUAUCAAACUAGUUAACAAGUAUUUUUAUAUGUUUGUAAGCAAAUAUGCUUUCACAGCAUACCUUGUGUAUAUGUAAAGAUAAGUAUUUAAUUCUCACUGUUCACUUUUAACUGACAAAGAGAAAAAAACAGUGAAAACUACAGAAACUGUGGUAGAACUUUACUUGCCGUACUGGUCCUGGUCCUGGUGGCGCCACCUCUGGCCAGUCACACACCUGCUUGAGAAACCUUCUCCGUAGAUUACAACCGGAUGAGAAUCUGAAGUCACUUUUGGUAUCCUGUACUAGGUAUUGACUGUUAUAUCAAGUAGUAAGUUGUAAACCUUUUAAUUGACAAUUAGUAUAACUGUGGAUGGCUUCUGAUUUUGUUUUUAAUUCUGUGGAUUGUGUUUAAACAAUUCAAAAGUAUGUUCCUGAUUGUGAGAUACUAAGUGGUAUUGCACAGUUGUCACUUUAUUGAAUGUGUACAACAGUCCCAUGAAAUUGAUAAAGCGUACCCUUGUAUAGCUUCAGGUGCUAGAAUUAAAAUUGAUCUGUUAU
Nyctereutes procyonoides (raccoon dog) is the source of this 3458-nucleotide messenger RNA. RefSeq names its product RAS related 2 (gene RRAS2). Gene Ontology annotation, molecular function: GTPase activity; GDP binding; GTP binding. NCBI's taxonomy places the organism in Eukaryota, Metazoa, Chordata, Mammalia, Carnivora, Canidae. The transcript has 6 exons. The coding region runs from base 1501 to 2034 and encodes 177 amino acids. Gene Ontology annotation, cellular component: plasma membrane. The record is from RefSeq and is a predicted model, not a curated record. Gene Ontology annotation, biological process: signal transduction.